UUAAGGUGGGCACUCGCAGCUACACAGUCUUGCAGUUGCUAGCAACGGGUGCGCCCGCGACUUAAUUUACCGAUUAUUGCUAUCAUUUAUUUUGUUAUGACUACUUAAAUUAUUAUUAAAAAAAUGUUAUUCGGCAUUAUUUCAUUAUUUGUCAUCAUAGUCAGCGCUGAAAGUUGGCGCUGGCCUGACAUGGCCGCUGAAGAUAGCGUGCGCAUUGAUUCUAAAGUAGCCUUUAUCGAUUCUAAAUCUGAUAUCACUAAAAGAGGUGACCGUGGAAACACGCAAGCAGAUGAGAUUCCUUUCGAAAGACCCAAAGAUACUGAAGGCUUUUAUAACAGACCGCCUGACUCCGGACGAUAUCCCGUACGAGUUGAGGGAGGAAACAGAAACCAAAGAUAUGAAUCAGAUGGUACAUUAGAUUCAUUACAGUUUUGUAAAUGUGUGACGAUGCCGGAUUGUCAAGUACAGACCGACACUGCAAAUGCUUGCGGACCGAACAAAUAUCUUUGCUGUUAUAAUCGUCUAAAUCCAUAUCAGUCAGAUUACUUUAAUGAAGUUAAUGGAGAUCGCCCAAUGCUUCUUCCUAACCGAGAACAGUUAUCAGGCUCAUUUUCACCUCGGCCUUAUGCGGACAAUAAUAUUUUAUUUAAUUCAAGAUUUGAACAGCAAAACAGUUUUCAGUCACCUUUCAAUGGCGCUCCAAAACCACAAAUUCUUGUAGGGCCAAAUGGACCCACAGGAAUUAUUGGACCCCAAAGGCCAAAAGUGACAAAUGAACCCUCCGGAAACAUUGGACUCGAUAAACCUGUUCUUGUGGGACCUAGUGGACCAACUGGUAUAAUAGGACCAUCGAAUGAUAAGACAGGAACAAAUGUUCUAAUUAGCCCAAACGGUCCCAAUAGAGAGUUAGGUCAAAGCGCAUCUGCUCAAAGAGGAGUAUUAGUUGGCCCUGGGGGUCCUACUGGAGUUAUUGGACCAAUCUACAGGCAACCAAUUCUCAUUGGCCCCGGCGGUCCUACAGGUAUAAUAGGACCAAGACGCCAAGGUAUAUUAGUUGGACCCGGAGGCCCAACCGGUAUUAUAGGACCUUCCAGAUACCAAUAUUCACAAGGUUCUGGGCUAUUAGUUGGUCCUGGUGGGCCAACUGGUAUUAUUGGUCCUGGAAGACAAAUACUCGUAGGUCCGGGUGGCCCUACCGGUCAAAUAGGACCAAGAAACUUCGGUAAAUAAGUGUUAUGUUGUGAUAAAUACUAACUUAAUUUCAAACUUUUGAUGAUUAAAUGUGGGCAACACUCUUGUUUACGACUUACUGAGUGCUAGUAGUGAUUAGUUUAAGUAAAUAUUGCGGAAAAUGUAACCGUAAUAACGAAAUAACGAAAAUCUGUAGUUUUGCAGUUUUUAUGUAGUUGUAUAUAAUAAUAGUUUUUCAUUUUUGUAUAGUUGUAUAUAUAGUGUAAGUGUUUACAUAUGUAUAUUUAUAUUAUACGUAAGCUUUCUUCAUGUAUGGAAAAAUAAAUGAAAAUUGUUUGUAAA
Messenger RNA from Danaus plexippus (monarch butterfly), 1533 nucleotides. RefSeq names its product collagen alpha-1(II) chain-like. Bases 124 to 1230 code for a protein of 368 amino acids. NCBI's taxonomy places the organism in Eukaryota, Metazoa, Arthropoda, Insecta, Lepidoptera, Nymphalidae. The transcript has 6 exons. The record is from RefSeq and is a predicted model, not a curated record.